CAGAUUAAAUCAUAUACGCAUUGAAAUCAACUGGAAUAGAAAAAGUCAACAAACAACAAAUCGUUGUUAAAAAAUUUGAAGAUAAACCAAAUUUACUGGCAAAUUAAGAAGAAAGGAAGAAAGAAACGACGACAUACACACAAAAAAUGGAAUUGCGUGUGGGUAACAAAUAUCGAUUGGGCCGUAAAAUUGGGUCAGGUUCGUUUGGUGAUAUAUACUUGGGUACAACCAUUAAUACCGGUGAAGAAGUUGCUAUUAAAUUAGAAUGCAUACGUACCAAGCAUCCACAAUUGCAUAUCGAGUCCAAAUUCUACAAAACAAUGCAAGGUGGCAUUGGUAUACCACGCAUAAUCUGGUGUGGCUCUGAAGGUGAUUACAAUGUAAUGGUUAUGGAAUUGCUUGGUCCUUCUUUGGAAGAUUUGUUCAACUUUUGCUCACGCCACUUUUCAUUAAAAACUGUGCUACUGCUAGCUGAUCAGAUGAUAUCACGUAUUGACUAUAUACACUCACGUGAUUUUAUACAUCGUGACAUAAAACCUGAUAACUUUCUUAUGGGCUUGGGCAAGAAGGGCAAUCUCGUGUACAUCAUUGAUUUCGGUUUAGCGAAAAAGUUUCGUGAUGCGCGUUCAUUAAAGCACAUACCAUAUCGGGAAAAUAAAAAUCUCACCGGCACAGCACGCUAUGCAUCUAUAAAUACACAUUUGGGUAUCGAGCAAUCUCGACGUGACGAUCUGGAAUCGCUUGGUUAUGUGCUGAUGUAUUUUAAUUUAGGCGCUCUACCUUGGCAGGGUCUAAAAGCAGCCAAUAAACGUCAAAAAUAUGAGCGUAUAUCAGAAAAGAAGCUAUCCACAACGAUACUGUCAUUGUGUAAAGGUUUUCCAAGUGAAUUUGUGAAUUAUUUGAAUUUCUGCCGACAAAUGCAUUUUGAACAACGUCCUGAUUAUUGUUAUUUGCGUAAAUUAUUCCGCAAUCUAUUUCAUCGCCUUGGGUUCACAUAUGAUUAUGUAUUUGACUGGAAUUUACUUAAAUUCGGUGGACCACGCAAUCCUCAAGCAAUACAACAACAACAAGAUGGGGAUGGCCAACAACAAGAAGCAACUGCUGCCCAACAACAUCAACAUAGUUCGAAACAAUUGACCGGUGGUGUGGCAGCAGUGGGUGGCGUCCAAAUGAUGGGCUCCGGUGCUGGUCAAUCGAUGGUAAACUCCAAUGCAGCAAUUGUUGGCAGUAGCUCGCAGAUGGUGGUUGGUGGAAAUGGCGGUAUGACAAUGGACGAUUCAAUGGCUGCAACAAAUUCAUCGCGCCCACCUUAUGACACACCAGAAAGACGUCCUUCGGUGCGUAUGCGUCCCGGUGGACCUGGUGGCGGCGUUAUGAAUGACGUGCGAAAUGCAAAAUAAUAUUUUGUGGUGUAAUUUUUGUUUACGAAUACAAUAGUUUCUAUAUUUAAAAUUAGCAAGUCGGUCGUCGUCUUCAUGUAGUUUUUAAAUUGCUAGAUUUAUAAAUUUUAUAUUCUCAUUUCAUUUACAUAUAUCGUAACGUUAAUGUUAUUUUGUAUGUUAGCAAUAAAUACAUAAAAAAAACACAUUAACGUGCGUAGCGUUAUCAUCUCUUUGUCAUUAAUUAAUUAAUAUU
Molecule: messenger RNA, 1635 nt
Organism: Teleopsis dalmanni
Lineage: Eukaryota; Metazoa; Arthropoda; Insecta; Diptera; Diopsidae
Product: discs overgrown protein kinase-like
Exons: 2
Coding region: 147-1400 (417 amino acids)
Biological process (GO): peptidyl-serine phosphorylation; signal transduction; endocytosis
Cellular component (GO): nucleus; cytoplasm
Molecular function (GO): ATP binding; protein serine/threonine kinase activity
Source: RefSeq, a predicted model, not a curated record